GUGGCGGCGGGGCGGGGACCGGGCGGGCCCGGCGCUGGGAGCUGGCUGUCCCGGGAGCAGAGCAGUCUCCCUGUCCAGAUCACCAGGAUCCCGUUUGCUGGAGAAUGACCCAGAUGUCCCAGGUGCAGGAGCUCUUCCACGAGGCAGCCCAGCAGGAGGCCCUGGCCCAGCCCCAGCCCUGGUGGAAGAGCCAGCUGUUCGUGUGGGAGCCUGUGCUGUUUGGGACCUGGGAUGGUGUGUUCACAUCCUGCAUGAUCAACAUCUUUGGGGUUGUGCUCUUCCUGAGGACAGGCUGGCUGGUGGGAAACACGGGAGUGCUCCUGGGCAUGUUCCUGGUGUCCUUCGUCGUCCUGGUGGCCCUCAUCACGGUGCUGUCUGGCAUUGGUGUCGGGGAGCGCAGCAGCAUCGGCAGCGGUGGCGUCUACUCCAUGAUCUCCUCGGUCCUGGGUGGGCAGACGGGAGGCACCAUCGGGCUGCUCUAUGUGUUUGGCCAGUGUGUUGCAGGUGCCAUGUACAUCACCGGCUUUGCUGAAUCCAUCUCGGAUUUGCUGGACCUCAGGAAUAUCUGGGCUGUGCGAGGAAUUUCAGUUGCGGUGCUUCUGGCCUUGCUGGGCAUUAACCUCGCGGGUGUCAAAUGGAUAAUCCGCCUCCAGCUGCUGUUGCUGUUCCUGCUGGCCGUGUCCACACUGGACUUUGUGGUGGGUUCUUUCACCCACCUGGACCCAGAACAUGGUUUCAUCGGAUAUUCACCUGAACUGCUACAGAACAACACGCUGCCUGAUUACAGCCCCGGGGAAUCUUUUUUCACUGUGUUUGGGGUUUUCUUCCCAGCGGCUACAGGAGUCAUGGCCGGUUUCAACAUGGGGGGCGACCUCAGGGAGCCUGCCGCCAGCAUCCCCCUGGGCUCCCUGGCAGCUGUUGGCAUCUCGUGGUUUCUGUACAUUGUCUUCGUUUUCCUCCUGGGCGCCAUCUGCACGCGAGAGGCCCUUCGCUAUGACUUCCUGAUAGCGGAAAAGGUGUCCCUCGUGGGCUUCCUGUUCCUUUUGGGCUUAUACAUCUCGUCCCUGGCUUCCUGUAUGGGAGGACUUUAUGGAGCUCCCCGCAUCCUGCAGUGCAUUGCCCAGGAGAAAGUGAUCCCUGCACUUGCCUGUCUGGGACAAGGGAAGGGGCCAAACAAAACACCUGUGGCUGCCAUCUGCCUGACCAGCUUGGUGACCAUGGCCUUUGUCCUUGUGGGUCAAGUGAACGUUCUGGCCCCCAUCGUCACCAUCAACUUCAUGCUGACAUACGUCGCAGUGGACUACUCUUACUUCUCCCUGUCCAUGUGUUCCUGCAGCCUGCCCCCGGUGCCUGAGCCAGUGCUCAGGGAGGGCCCGGAAGGCCUCCACUGCUCUGAGCACCUGCUCUUAGAGAAACCUCCCAGCUACGGCUCUGAGGGACCUGCCCAAAGAGUCUUGGAGGGCACGCUGCUGGAAUUCACCAAGGACAUGGAUCAGUUCCUCCAGCUAACCAGAAAGCUUGAGAGGAGCCGGCCCAGGCAAGGAGAGGGUAACAGGACCCCAGAAAGUCAGAAGAGGAAAAGCAAGGAGGCCACCAAGCAGACCCUACAAGAUAGCUUCCUCUUGGACCUCAAAUCCCCUCCUUUCCCUGUCGAGAUACCUGACAGGUUGCCCGCUGCCUCCUGGGAGGGGCAGGAGUCCUGCUGGAACAAGCAGACUUCCAAGAGCGAAGAGACUCAGCUUGGGGGAUCAUAUGGAGAGCAACUGGUUCCUGACCUGUGCAACCAAUCUGAGUCCAGUGGAGAAGAUUUCUUCUUGAAGUCCAGGCUCCAAGAACAAGAUAUCUUGAGAAGAUCAACUUCUUUCUAUACCCACAUGUGCAACCCCUGGGUCUCCCUGUUGGGGGCUGUCGGGUCCCUUCUCAUCAUGUUUGUGAUACAGUGGGUGUAUACGCUGGUUAACAUGGGUGUUGCUGCCAUCGUGUAUUUCUACAUUGGCCGGGCUAGUCCAGGGCUUCACCUUGGAUCAGCCUCCAACUUCAGCUUUUUCCGGUGGAUGAGGUCUCUCUUGCUCCCCUCCUGCAGGAGCUUGCGGUCCCCUCAGGAGCAGAUCAUCUUGGCGCCAUCCCUGGCUAAGGUUGACAUGGAGAUGACUCAGCUCACCCAGGAGAACGCAGACUUUGCCACUCGGGAUCGCUACCACCACUCCUCCCUCAUGAGCCGGGAGCAGCUGAUGCCUCCCUACUAGAUGCAGCGCUGGGACCUUCCUCUUUCGGAGCUGUCCCACGCACAGUGGACCCAAGCCCGGAACCUUCGUGGGGCUGCUUCUCCUCCCUGAGAAACUCAAGGCCCAUCCUUCCACUGUCACUUUGGACAAUGGAAAUCUACAUUUCCUU
Molecule: messenger RNA, 2394 nt
Organism: Mandrillus leucophaeus (drill)
Lineage: Eukaryota; Metazoa; Chordata; Mammalia; Primates; Cercopithecidae
Gene: SLC12A8
Product: solute carrier family 12, member 8
Exons: 14
Coding region: 105-2246 (713 amino acids)
Biological process (GO): chloride transmembrane transport; chloride ion homeostasis; cell volume homeostasis
Cellular component (GO): membrane
Molecular function (GO): potassium:chloride symporter activity
Source: RefSeq, a predicted model, not a curated record